CAGUCGGGCCUGACACCCGCGCCCGGCUGCGGGGCCUGGCCUGGGCGGGGGGCGGAAGGGAGAGGGGGGAGGAAGGAAAAAAAAAAAAAAAAAAAAAAAAAAAAAAGAACCACCACAAGAGCCGACCCCCCCGGCGGGUCACAUGACGUGACCGGAUCUUGCCCGCUCCCCGCCGCGCAACAAAGAACCGGGAGCCCCGCGCCGCGAUGGCACUGUGAGCGGCGGCCCCGCCAGGAUUCUGCCCAUUGAUGAUUAAAACAUCGCCUGGAGUUUGGGAAUGGAUCAGAUGCGUCAGUCAAAUGCUACCACAUUGCACCCAAAGAGAGGAAUGCCAUCCAGCUGGGGGAGGGCUUUCGAGCUGUCGCUCUGCUGCUGAACAGCAUGCAGUCCUUUCGGGAGCAAAGUAGUUACCACGGAAACCAGCAGAGCUACCCGCAGGAAGUGCACGGAUCGUCCCGACUGGAGGAGUUCAGCCCGCGCCAGCAGGCCCAGAUGUUCCAGAGCUUCGGAGGAGGCACUGGCAGUGGACGUCGCGGAGCAGCAGCAGCCUCUACAGCGAUGCCUGGUGAGAGCUCUGGCCAUCAGAGCUACCAAGGUUUCAGAAAAGAAGCAGGAGAGUUUUACUAUAUGGCUACCAACAAAGAUCCAGUGGCGUCAGGAGGGCAGCAGCCGCCUCAGCGCAGGCCUUCUGGACCGGUACAGAGCUAUGGGCCCCCUCAAGGGAGUAGCUUUGGGAGUCAGUAUGGGAGUGAGGGACACGUGGGCCAAUUUCAAACACAGCAUUCAACCCUUGGGGGUGUAUCCCACUAUCAGCAGGAUUUUACUGGUCCUUUCUCUCCAGGGAGUGCUCAGUAUCAGCAGCAGGCUUCUAGCCAGCAGCAGCAGGUACAACAGCUGAGACAGCAGAUCUAUCAGUCUCAUCAGCCUUUACCCCAGGCUUCCAGCCAGUCUGCUUCUAGCACCUCGCACUUGCAGCCAAUGCAGCGUCCAUCCACCCUGCCUUCCUCUGCUUCUGGGUACCAGUUACGAGUGGGUCAGUACAGCCAACACUAUCAGCCACCUUCGUCGUCCUCGUCCUCCUCUUUCCCCUCCCCACAGCGUUUUGGCCAGUCAGGACAGAAUUAUGAUGGAAGCUACAGCAUGAAUUCUGGGUCACAGUAUGAAGGCCAUGCCGUGGGUUCCAAUGCGCAGGCAUAUGGGUCCCAGUCAAACUACAGCUUUCAGACUCAACCGAUGAAAAGCUUUGAGCAGUCUAAGCUGCCCCAAAGUGGGCAGCAGGGGCAGCAGCAGCAGCACCCACCUCAGCAUGUGAUGCAGUAUUCAAAUGCUGCCUCCAAGCUCUCUCUUCAAAGUCAAGUGGGACAGUACAGCCAGACUGAAGUUCCUGUAAGGUCACCGAUGCAGUUUCACCAAAACUUCAGUCCAAUCUCUAAUCCGUCUCCUGCUGCAUCUGUGGUUCAGUCUCCAAGCUGCAGCUCCACCCCUUCUCCUCUCAUGCCAGGUGGAGAAAAUCUCCAGUGUGGGCAAGGCAACAUGUCCAUGGGUUCUAGAAACCGAAUCCUGCAGAUGAUGCCUCAGCUUAGUCCUACACCAUCUAUGAUGCCAAGUCCCAAUGCUCAUGCAGGGGGAUUCAAGGGGUUUGGGCUGGAAGGACUGCAGGAAAAAAGGCUCACAGAUCCAGGGCUGAGUAGCCUGAGUGCCCUAAGUUCUCAAGUGGCCAAUCUGCCCAACACAGUCCAGCACAUGUUGCUUUCAGAUGCCUUGGCACCUCAGAAAAAAAGUUCCAAAAGGUCAUCCUCUUCAAAGAAGGCUGACAGCUGCACAAACUCGGAAGGCUCUUCCCAGGCAGAGGAGCAACUCAAGUCCCCCCUGGCAGAGUCCCUUGAUGGUGGCUGUUCCAGUAGUUCAGAGGAUCAUGGGGAAAGGGUGAGACAGCUGAGUGGCCAGAGCACAAGCUCAGACACUACCUACAAGGGGGGUAACUUAGAAAGAUCCAACUCCUCACCAGCACAAGGCUCUCAGAGUGAGCCCUCAAAACUCAGCACCAGCCCUGCAGCUAGGGAAGAUGUGGCCUCCCCUGAUGGGAAGGAAGCUGUGGUGGCUGUGGAAAAUGCCCCCAAAGUGAAUGAAAAGGGAGUUGGAGUGAUUGUCUCCCGGGAAGCUAUGGCAGGUAGAGUAGAAAAGUCAGGUGGACAAGAGAAACCUGCACAAGAUGAUGUUUCCACAGCCACUCAAACACCAAUUAGUGCUAGUGGAGCGAAGGAAGCUGGGCAUGCAGGGCCACAGCCAGAAGCUCAAGGGGGUACUAAAGGGAGCAAAAGUGGAGAUAACACUAACCAUAAUGGAGAGGGGAACAGCCAACCCAGCCAUGCGGUUGUUGGGUCAAAUUUUCCUGUGAGAACAGAACCUUCCAAAUCUCCUGGCAGUUUAAGAUACAGUUACAAAGAUAAUAUAGCAGCUGGCAUACAGAGAAAUAUUGGUGGCUUUCCACAGUAUCCUUCUGGUCAAGAAAAAGGGGAUUUUGCAGGACACAGUGAGCGCAAAGGCCGGAAUGAGAAGUUUCCAAGCCUCCUACAGGAGGUCUUACAGGGUUACCACCAUCAUCCAGACAGAAGGUAUUCUAGGAAUGCACAGGAACAUUCUGGGAUGGCUGGGAGUUUGGAGGGAGCCAUGAGGCCCAAUAUCUUAAUUAGUCAAGCCAAUGAAUUGACGAAUAGAGGCCUCUUAAAUAAAAGUAUGGGGUCUCUCCUGGAAGGCCCUCACUGGGGUCCCUGGGAUAGGAAGUCUAGCAGCGCAGCCCCUGACAUGAAGCAGAUAAAUUUAGCUGAUUACCCUAUUGCUAGAAAGUUUGAGAUGGAGUCUCAGUCCUCUUCUCAUGAAGGGGGAGCACUCUCGGAGAGGAGAUCAGUGAUCUGUGACAUAUCUCCAUUAAGGCAACUUGUCAGAGAUCCUGGUCCUCACCCAAUGGGCCACAUGGGUCCUGAGGGCAGAAGUGGAAGGAGUGAACGUCUUGCCCCUGGCUUAAGCCAGUCAGUAAUACUCCCUGGUGGUUUAGUAUCCAUGGAAACAAAGAUGAAAGCUCACAGUGGGCAAAUAAAAGAAGAAGAGUUUGAACAGUCAAAGAGCUCAGUUAGUCUUAAUAAUAAAAAGACAGGAGACCAUUGUCAUUCUGCUGGCAUCAAGCAUGAGUCUUUCCGAGGCAAUGUUAGCCCUGGAGCUGCAGUCUCCGAUUCUGCUCCAGACUACAUUCCCCAGCAGGAGAGCAGAUCAACCCAGCUGAGACGAGCACCUGGCAGAACUGGAAGCAGCAGGGGUAAAUCACCUUCUCAAUUUCAGGAUCUUGCUGAUAAGCUGAAAAUGUCACCAGGCAGAAGCAGAGGCCCAGGAGCAGAUCUGCAUCACAUGAACCCACACAUGACGCUAUCUGAAAGAGUUAACAGGGGUUCCUUGCAUUCUGGCUACCCUCAGAACUCAGAAGGCUCAUCUUUGGCUGCAGCGUAUCAUGCAAAUGCUAGGCCUCAUCCUUUUGGUGACCCCAACCAGAGUUUAAAUUCCCAGUAUCAUUACAAGAGACAGCUAUACCAGCAACAGCAAGAGGAAUACAAAGAUUGGGCAAGCAGCGCUGCUCAGGGUGUGAUUGCUGCAGCUCAGCACAGACAGGAAGGAGCCAGGAAGAGCCCAAGACAACAACAGUUUUUGGACAGAGUAAGGAGUCCCUUGAAAAAUGACAAGGAUGGAAUGAUGUACCUUCAGGGUAGCUCUUACCAUGAUACUGGAAGCCAGGAUCCUGGGCGCUGCAUUAUGGGAAGCGACAGUGCUCAGGGCAAGUGCACCGACCUAAAACACGGUAACCAGAAACUGCAGCCGCAUGAAUCUGGUUGGGACUUGUCUCGGCAGACUUCACCUGCCAAAAGCAGUGGCCCUCUUGGAGCAGCCAACCAAAAAAGAUUUUGCCCCCAGGAAAGUGAUGGGCACAGACGAGAGGAAUCUACGGAUUUGCCCAAGCCUAGCAACGCCAUGCUCAGGCUCCCUGGACAUGAAGACCAGUCUCCUCAAAAUCCCUUAAUUAUGAGGAGGAGAGUCCGUUCUUUCAUCUCUCCUAUCCCUACCAAAAGACAGCCACAGGAUAUGAAGAACAGUGGCAGUGAAGAUAAAGGGCGAAUGAUGACGUCAGCAAAAGAAGGAGCUGAUAAAACAUACAACUCCUAUGCCCAUUCAUCUCAAAGCCAAGAUGUUGGCAAACCAGUUGCAAAGGGAGAUUCCUUCAAGGAUCUGCCAAGUCCUGAUGGUAGGAAUUGUCCCGCUGUUUCCCUCACAAGCCCGGCUAAGACCAAAAUAUUGCCCCCAAGAAAGGGGCGAGGAUUAAAACUGGAAGCAAUUGUUCAAAAAAUUACAUCUCCCAAUAUUCGGAGAAGUGUUUCCACCAACAGCGCUGAAACUGGUGCAGAUACCGUCACUCUUGAUGACAUUCUGUCCCUUAAGAGUGGACCUGAGGGAGGAAGUGUGGCUGGACAUGGGCCGGAGGCUGAGAAGAGAAAAGGAGAGAUGCUGUCAGAUCAAGUGGGGUCAGCAAGCCAGGACACAGCUAGUGAAAUAACUCUUCCGCGACCCUCAGAAGAGUGGCAAGGCAAUGAGGAUGAUAAAACUAAGAAAGACACCCCUGAAACUGCCAAUGUUAGUAAAGAAGGGACAGGAUCCAGUGCCGCACCACCUCCUCAGAAGUCAAGUGGUCAGGGGAGGUCCGAUGGAUCCGUAAGCGGAGCUGGAACUCUGGCCUUCCCAGACUCAAAAACAAUUUCCCCUUCCAAUGUGUUUACUUCUGAACCAAACCCAAAGUCUGAGGAAAAAGAUGGAGAUGUGACAAACAUUUCACCCAAGCCAGAUGGCUUCCCUCCAAAGGGGUAUUUUCCUUCUGGAAAGAAAAAGGGGAGACCAAUUGGGAGUGUGAACAAGCAAAAGAAGCAACAACAGCAGCAGCAGCAGCAACAACUGCCACCGCCCCCACCACCUCCACCUGUACCUUCUCAGUCUUCAGAAGGGGUCGCUGGUGGUGAGCCAAAACCUAAGAGGCAGAGGAGGGAGAGGCGAAAGCCUGCAGCACAGCCACGGAAGCGGAAGCCUAGACGGGCUGCUCCAAUCGUGGAGCCUCAAGAACCAGAGAUCAAGCUUAAAUAUGCUACCCAGGCUGUGGAUAAAACUGACUCCAAGAAUAAGUCUUUUUUCCCUUACAUUCACGUGGUAAACAAGUGUGAAUUAGGAGCUGUGUGCACAAUCAUUAAUGCGGAGGAAGAGGAGCAGAACAAAUUGGUGAGGGGUCGGAAAGGACAAAGGUCUUCAACACCCCCUCCUAGCAAUGUGGAGAGCAAAGUGCUGCCCACCUCAACUUUCAUGCUGCAGGGCCCUGUAGUAACAGAGUCUUCUGUCUUGGGGCAUCUGGUUUGCUGCCUGUGUGGCAAAUGGGCCAGCUAUCGUAACAUGGGUGACCUCUUUGGUCCUUUCUACCCCCAGGAUUACGCAGCCACCUUGCCCAAGAAUCCACCUCCAAAGAGGGCCACAGAAAUGCAGAGCAAGGUCAAGGUACGGCACAAAAGUGCUUCUAAUGGUUCCAAGACAGAUACAGAAGAAGAGGAGGAACAGCAACAACAGAAGGAACAAAGAAGCCUAGCUGCUCAUCCCCGCUUUAAGAGGCGGCACCGCUCUGAGGACUGUAGUGGAGCCUCUCGGUCACUUUCAAGGGGAGCUUCUUGUAAAAAAGCAACCACUGAAGGUGGCAGUGGUGGUGAAAAGACUCCUUCGGACUCAAAGCCCUCUAUGCCCACUUCAGAAGGUGGCACUGAGCUGGAGUUACAAAUUCCUGAACUACCUCUUGACAGCAAUGAAUUUUGGGUCCAUGAGGGUUGUAUUCUCUGGGCCAAUGGGAUCUACCUGGUCUGUGGCAGGCUCUAUGGGCUGCAGGAAGCUGUGGAGAUUGCGAGAGAGAUGAAAUGUUCCCAUUGCCAGGAACCGGGAGCCACCUUAGGCUGCUACAACAAAGGCUGCUCCUUCCGAUACCAUUACCCAUGUGCCAUCGAUGCAGAUUGUUUACUAAACGAAGAGAAUUUCUCAGUGAGGUGCCCCAAGCACAAGAACAAGAUGGUGAAAGGCAGCCUCAGCACAGAGCAGUCGGAGCGGGGGUGAGGGGGGAAGUGUACUCCUGGGAAUGGAAAUAAAAGCAAGCACAGGUUAGGCUGUUGAGAUAAAAAGCGGUGGACAUUCGUGACUGAAUGGAAUCUCUCCCACUGUGCAGCCAUGCCCCCUCUCGACGUGCCUGCCAAUGCCAGCACUUCCUUCAUCAAUUCUUACAUCACACUCAAGACCGAUGACAUCACAGAAUCUGACCAAGGAGUCUGAACCAGCUGUUUCCAUGGACACAAUCUCCAUAGUGACAGUGGGAAGGGGAGGGGGAAAAAGGAAACAGGUGGGGGGAACUAAAGAGGGAGGGAUAAAUAUAUAUAUAUAUAAAGAUCUAUUUUUUAGUCUUGAAAGACUUUGUUUUAAAUGAAAGGUGCGCUAUCCCUUUUGAUGCUUUUGAUUGAAGUUAACAAAAACCCAGAUAAAUUUAAAAAACAAAUUUGUAGCUGAAGUAAACAUUAAAUCCAAAAUCAAGCAAGGCUCAUGGAGCCUAACAUUUGGCAGGAAAGAACAGUGGUACUGGGAGCAGUCCAGACUGGGUUUGUCUCCCUUUCUCUUGCCUUCUUUCUUUCUCACAGCAUCCAAGGAAGUCCAAUCUUAAAAGGAAAACAAAAUCACAAGAUAAAUUGCUUGUAGGGUGUGGGAGGAAGGUUUGAAUGGAUGCAGGUGGUGGGGCGUUUGUGUGGGGGGGGUAGGGAGGUCGUAGUUUUAAGAAACACUGUAUUGACAGUGGGAGCUUGAUAAACAUCCAAAGACCCUUAGGUCAUGUGGCUCAUGAAGUAAGAGGUAACUGCUGCUUGCUUAGAUCAUGCACACAAGCGUACACCUUGUACAUGUGGGAACCCCUGUACCAUGUUGGAGGAAGGAGCAGCUGCCCUCUGUGGCAGCAGCACCCAACCCAGGUCGUAGCCAGGAGCUGCCUUCAGCGCUGGAAGCAGUGUGCUGGGAGGGGAGGUGUGCUUUACCUGCUGAAGCGGGGAGCUGGGAAGGAAGUCUGAAUGUUGGUGGAACCAAUGUGUUUUCAAAGUGGUCAGAAAACCCAUUUAGCCCUUUUUUGUUUUAUGUUUUGCUUUUCCAAAAGAAGGGAGAAGGAAUGUCAGUGUAACAGGCUACACUAUGUGGUUAUUUGUUGUGGGUUUCUUUGUAAAUUAUGUAAUUGUAAACAUUUGGGUUUAAGGAACAUCAACAAAAAAAACCAAGUUUUUUCUUAUUAAGGCCUUAAGAAAGGGGUUAGUGCAUCUUUCAGGGGUCACUCUGCCAUGGGAAUAAAAUAGCUGUUUCACAAACAGUUUUAUAUAAAAAAAAAAGCUUAAAAAAAAACACCAAAAAAAACUAAUAAACUUCAUUUUAACCUUGUC
Molecule: messenger RNA, 7529 nt
Organism: Numida meleagris (helmeted guineafowl)
Lineage: Eukaryota; Metazoa; Chordata; Aves; Galliformes; Numididae
Gene: TCF20
Product: transcription factor 20
Exons: 7
Coding region: 382-6177 (1931 amino acids)
Biological process (GO): regulation of transcription by RNA polymerase II
Cellular component (GO): nucleus
Source: RefSeq, a predicted model, not a curated record